Messenger RNA from Elephantulus edwardii (Cape elephant shrew), 687 nucleotides. Its product is annotated as translin-like. Gene Ontology annotation, molecular function: single-stranded DNA binding; RNA binding; sequence-specific DNA binding. The transcript has 6 exons. Bases 1 to 687 code for a protein of 228 amino acids. Gene Ontology annotation, biological process: RNA metabolic process. Gene Ontology annotation, cellular component: cytoplasm; nucleus. The record is from RefSeq and is a predicted model, not a curated record. Lineage: Eukaryota; Metazoa; Chordata; Mammalia; Macroscelidea; Macroscelididae.
AUGUCCGUGAGCGAGAUCUUUGUGGAGCUGCAGGGCUUCCUGGCUGCUGAGCAGGACAUCCGAGAGGAAAUCCGAAAAGUUGUGCAGAGUUUAGAGCAAACGGCCCGAGAGAUUUUAACUCUACUUCAAGGGGUUCAUCAGGGUGCUGGUUUUCAGGACAUUCCAAAGAGGUGCAUAAAAGCUCGGGAACAUUUUGCCACAGUGAAAACACAUCUCACAUCUCUGAAGACUAAAUUCCCUGCUGAACAGUACUACAGAUUCCAUGAGCACUGGAGGUUUGUGCUGCAGCGCCUGGUGUUCUUGGCAGCAUUUGUUGUGUAUUUGGAGUCAGAAACACUGGUGACUCGGGAAGCAGUUACAGAAAUUCUCGGCAUUGAGCCAGAUCGGGAGAAAGGAUUUCAUUUGGAUGUAGAAGAUUAUCUUUCAGGAGUUCUAAUUCUUGCUAGUGAACUGUCUCGACUGUCAGUCAACAGCGUGACUGCUGGAGAUUACUCUCGACCUCUUCACAUCUCCACCUUCAUCAAUGAGCUGGAUUCUGGUUUCCGCCUCCUCAACUUGAAGAAUGAUUCAUUGAGGAAACGCUAUGAUGGCCUGAAGUAUGAUGUGAAAAAAGUAGAAGAAGUGGUCUAUGAUCUCUCCAUCCGUGGUUUUAAUAAGGAAACAGCAGCUGCUUAUGUAGACAAAUAG